AUGUAUCAGGCAUCGGCUCAUUACGUACAGGGUAAGGAAUUGGACGAAGCAGAAGCAGCAUCACGAUCGACUAUCCAAUUAAGCGACGACAGGAGCAAGGGGCCAAGGGUCAAUGCGAUUCAUCAUUCACGGAUUCAGGCAGCAAGUCAGCAAGGAUCGAAAUUGAGGAUUGAGAUUGGAAAACGAUCAGUUGAAACUCAUGAACUUGUAGUGAUGAAGUCUAAACAACCAUCCGAUUAUCAAAAAUGUAAAAAGAGAAAAGUAGAUGAAGAAAAGAGAAAGGUUGACGCAUGUGCUCUAGAUAAGUUUAUCCAUAGACAACCUGUUGAACAACAUGUUGAAGAGUACAUUGAAGAGCAUGUUGAAGAGCAAGAGCAUGUAGAACUAGAAGAGAUAGAAGAGCACGAGCAUGUUAAAGAGCUUGUUGAUAUAUAUAUGAUCCAGGAAGGUAAUGGAAAUUUUUUCGGUGUCAUUGAAAUGUUGCAAGAGUUUGACGCGGUUAUCAAAGAGCAUGUGCGAUGGAUCACAAGUGAAGGGCUUCAUGUGCAUUAUCUUGGCCACCUAAUCCAAAACGAACUAAUAUCUUUGGUAGCUAAAGAAAUUAAAAAAGAAUUUAUCAAGAAGAUAAAGGAAGCAAAGUACUACUCAAUCAUACUUGAUUGUAUUCUCGAUUCAAGUCACCAAGAACAAAUUACUAUAAUAGUGAGUGAAGCAACAUCACUAGCAGAAAAAGAACUUGGCGACUUUAAAUUUUUGGUAUCAACUGUUAUUUGGUAUGAAGAUUAUAGAGAAACAAGUUUUUCAAAAAUGAUUGUUGAAGCUAAGGAGAUUUCUAUUGAAAUGAGUAUUGAUCCGAUAUUUCCACAAAAGCGUUUAAUUGAAAGGAAAAAAAGGUUUGAUGAGAGUUCAAGUAGUGAAGAAGUUUCAUUUAUACCUGAAGAGAUUUUCAGAGUCAAUUAUUUCUUAUACAGUGUUGAUCAAGCUAUUUCUUCUAUUGAGACAAGAUUUGAACAAUUCAAAGAAUAUGACAAAGUAUUUGGUUUUUAUUUCCACAUAAUUUGA
Molecule: messenger RNA, 1062 nt
Organism: Lactuca sativa (garden lettuce)
Lineage: Eukaryota; Viridiplantae; Streptophyta; Magnoliopsida; Asterales; Asteraceae
Source: RefSeq, a predicted model, not a curated record